This is a messenger RNA of Dovyalis caffra, 1641 nucleotides long. The record is from the annotation of a GenBank genome assembly. NCBI's taxonomy places the organism in Eukaryota, Viridiplantae, Streptophyta, Magnoliopsida, Malpighiales, Salicaceae.
AUGGCAGGUCAGAGGAAUAGUUACGGUAAGCGGGCUCAUUCGCAGUCGGAUCAUGAUAUUGGGACAAAUAAGAGAAGAAAUUCUGGUGAUGAUAGAGAACGUUUUGUUAUCGAUUCUCAGGAUACUGUAUAUCGUUAUUUGUGCCCGGCUAGGAAGAUUGGGAGCAUAAUAGGAAGGGGAGGGGAGAUUGUUAAGCAGUUAAGGAUAGACACUAAGUCAAAGAUUAGGGUUGGUGAAACAGUGCCGGGUUGUGAAGAACGUGUUGUUACCAUCUAUAGUCCGAGUGACGAGACUAAUGAAUAUGAAGAUAGUGGUAAUUACAUUUCUCCUGCUCAGGAUGCUCUGUUCAGGGUACAUGAUAAGGUUAUUGCAGAGGAUUUGCAAGUUGACGAGGACUCUGAAGAAAGUCAACAAGUCACCGCUAAGCUUCUUGUACCUUCUGAUCAGAUAGGAUGUAUUAUUGGGAAAGGUGGGCAGAUAGUUCAGAACAUACGCAGUGAGACUGGUGCAGUUAUCCGCAUUCUUAAGGAUGAGCAUUUGCCUCCUUGUGCGUUAAGCUCGGAUGAGCUUGUACAGAUUUCUGGUGAAGCUGCAGUUGUCAAAAAAGCUUUAUUACAAAUAGCAUCUCGCCUUCAUGAUAAUCCAUCGCGCUCUCAACACUUGCUUGUUUCUGCUGUUCCAAAUGUGUACUCUUCUGUCGGUUCACUGGUAGGUCCAUCUGCGGCUGCCCCAAUUGUUGGAAUUGCUCCUCUGAUGGGUCCUUAUGGAGGUUUCAAAGGCGAUACUGGAGACUGGUCUCGCUCGUUGUAUUCAGCUCCAAGAGAUGAGCUUGCUUCAAAAGAAUUUUCUCUUCGUAUGGUUUGUCCAACUGCAAAUAUAGGUGCUGUAAUUGGGAAAGGUGGUACCAUCAUCAAUCAGAUCAGACAAGAGUCUGGAGCAACAAUCAAAGUUGAUAGUUCAGCUGCUGAAGGAGAUGAUUGCUUGAUAGCUAUUUCAGCUAAGGAGAUCUAUGAUGACCAAUAUUCUCCAACAAUAGAAGCAGCCUUACGUUUGCAACCUAGAUGUAGUGAGAAAAUGGAAAGAGAUUCAGGUCUUUUCUCAUUUACAACUCGUCUACUUGUGCCCUCCUCUCGUAUUGGUUGCCUUCUUGGUAAAGGAGGAGUGAUUAUAGAUGAGAUGAGGAAACUUACCAAAGCUGUUAUUCGGAUACCUAGAAAGGACAAGCUUCCUAAAGUUGCAUCAGAUGAUGAUGAGAUGGUGCAGAUUUCUGGAGACCUGGACAUUGCCAAGGAUGCUCUAAUACAAAUAAGCCGACGGUUAAGAGCAAAUGUUUUUGAUAGGGAAGGUGCAAUGUCUGCAAUUCUACCAGUUUUGCCAUACCUUCCUGUCUCAACAGAUGGUUCAGAGGGUUUAAAUUAUGACAGUAGAGAUGGUAAAAGACAUGGGCGUGGGACUUCUUAUGCUGUUGGUUAUGGCUCAAGUGAUUAUGCUGUUGGUGACAGUUAUGGUAGCUAUGGUAGCGCACAGAUUAGUGCUAGUGGAGGUCCAUAUGGAGCCUAUGGAAGUUAUUCUUCAGGUCGCACUGGUACUUCUGGGUUAUCUGGCCAGGCCCCUGUUUCUCGACGCAAAAGCUAUUACUAG